AUGUUACAGUGCGAACUCUGUCGCGACUGGUUCCACCCUAAGUGUGUUGGCUUCCCACUUAAGGUAGGACUGCAUUUCCCACUUUUAUUUCUUUUGUUUUUUCUAAAUUAUUUUCAUCUGGGUGCUUUUUGUUGUCCUACACCCGCCUCUGUUAACCGUGAAGACGUAGACUCCUGACGUCACAUUGAGCUCUUGUUGACCUAUUUUUACUGCAGAAAUUAAUGCAGAAGAUUGCAGAACCCCAGUCUAGAGUUGUCGCAGACGAUCACAUAGGGGCAAACGAUUAAUAGUCGGAAAAAGUUGCUCACAUAAACAAGGGCGGUUGAGUGGUCACUCUUUAACAGUCGUUCAUACCCCGCCGUGCAACACGACCAGCCGACCUAUCGGGGCUCAAAUCGCAAGUCUGGCUGGCCCGAGAUUGGGGUAGGUGCGACUGACAAUGAGGAGUAAACCGCAUCGUUCCUUGCAUGGUGAACCUCCCUGAAUUCAGGGAAACCCACUGCUGCACUCUGGGUGAUCAACAGAUGGGAGAGUUCCGAGACCUAUUGGUUGCAUAAGCCAUCAAGGAACCAACGGUCCUCUGAUCAAACGAAGAUUGCCACACUUUAGGGGGUCUUGCCACAGCAAUGAAACACAGAGACGCCUUCGGAUAUACCAUCUUCGGUAUCAGUUACCGCUCCCGUAUCUCCAGGCAUUAAACCACGACUAAGACGCCGGGCCAACCGCGUGCGCCGAUCAACACGUCUGAUGCAGGUCAACCCACGCCAGAAUCGGUACUGACCUACUUGGAGGGGAGGUGUUGGGAGUGCCUACACUUCCAAAAACAAGAGCCAGCCAAUCACGGGAGGCCACGUGCGUUUUCUCUACUGCGCUGUCAUCUUAAUCGGGGCGCCUCUCCAUUGGCUUUCCCUCGCGGGCCUGAUCGAUCGGCAUAUUCGAAUUAUCGACCGGCUCGUCUCGAAUGUUCUUCCCGAAGGGCAUUGGGCCGAACGCCGGCGAAGCACCGUAAGGCCUUAUAAAUACGCGUUACUUCCCGUUCAUUUUGACUUGCAAUUUCCUAAUACACAGUUUCGUGGCCGGUCGCGUUCUCCUUCUCUGCCGCGUUGGUAUUGGGGACAAGGGUCGAGUGCGCAUACGCUCCACAGGAUUUCACGUACCAGGCGGGUCAUAACACUAUCAUUAAAGAGACCUUUGAUUUCCCGAAGACGAUCAACACUGUCCCACAAAUCGAAGGGGACACUAUCGUCGGUUUGCCACCACAGUAGGCAACUAUAAAAACUAUUUUCUUUUAAGCUCCAGACUCUGACGAAAUUCCCGCCGUAGAUCGCAAAUGCUCAAAAACUUGGUCCAUCCCUUUCAGAAUAUAUUGCGACGAGGAAUUUCACAAGCCUUUACAGACGCCACCGCCGUUCGCCUUUGCACAGAUAAACUGGCCGAUUUACAACCAUCAAUGGAUCUGUCCUCAUGAAAUUGUCGCUUGCAGUCCGGUAAAUCAAUUGACCCUGACUUGGAAUAAAAAAUCCCACAAGAAGUGCAAUGAGCAUCCGACAACUCGUGCAGUGCCGCCAUUGUGACUUUCCGUUUUACAUCUGCAAAAUGCAUGCCUCGCAAUGCAAACCAACCGGCUAUUUGGAUAAAAAAGAAGCACUUUAUAAGAUUCCAUGUGCCACUUCUAGUGCUGUAUAUUGUGGUCAAGCCGGGAAAUCCGCCUCCACAUGCCUAUAUGGACACCAAUUAGCAGCAAAGAGGCGGGACCACUUAUCCUAAAUCGCCAUGCAUACUCUGGAAACUGGCAAAAAAUUGUUUGAGAUAAAACACGCACUGUUGGUUCCUACGCAUAUUUGAAAGGCCGAGAAUUUCUAGAGGUCAUUCACUCUGUUGAUUCAUGCAUCAAUCGGCAUAUUUAUAUCGACGCCAUGUACACAAAUCUCAAAAACUGGAACAGGUGAUAGCCAAUCAAAAUGUGACCUCAGCCCAUAGCAUCGACCCAUCCUCAGCACUGAUGAAACAAUAUCGAUUUUUCGGGCAUAUUUAAAUGUUUACUGUUUUUCAUAUUUUCUACUUGUCUGACGAUGACCUGGGGAACCAGCGUCGUAAAUUUACGAAAUGAAGUUUGUUAAAUUUCCCAACGGACUCCAUUUUCUUCGCAAUGCAAUAUAUAUAUUACAAAACUUUUAAAAAGGAUGCUUUCGUUUUGCUGUUCGAGGACGAUUUUUAAUCGCUAAUCGUUUUCGGAUUUCCACUGGUUGUUCCGGUUGUCGUGCUCGAACUGUUUUUUUCCCAAUUACUAACUUCUAUAGUAUACCGCCGUCCCCCUCAGGGAGAAGAGCGCUCGUUCUCUGAUUUCAAAGCGUAAAAGCCAGCGCCAUCGGUUGGCAUCAUCACUCUUUCUCAAGUUAAUUCCUUUUCAUUCGAGGCACACUGACAGGGAGUAGGCAUUCGUUGUUUUCAAGGGCCUUUGCAGGUUCGACUGACAGCAUACGACAACGCAGGACACGAAUGCAGCGCUACUAUCCCAGAGCGCAUUAUUAAAUCAUCUUUGUGUGUUAUAGGUCUUUUGAAACCGUCUCAAAACCUGCCUUGUUAUUCCGCGUCCUAAUUGACCCUUUUAACCUUCAGCACCACCAUUGUUAUUUCUCCAUCCACUUUCAGGACAUAGAUGUCACCCGUCUGCGCUACACCUGCC
Messenger RNA from Spirometra erinaceieuropaei, 2686 nucleotides. Lineage: Eukaryota; Metazoa; Platyhelminthes; Cestoda; Diphyllobothriidea; Diphyllobothriidae. The record is from the annotation of a GenBank genome assembly.